Messenger RNA from Hibiscus syriacus, 414 nucleotides. Its product is annotated as trihelix transcription factor GT-2-like. Lineage: Eukaryota; Viridiplantae; Streptophyta; Magnoliopsida; Malvales; Malvaceae. The coding region runs from base 52 to 396 and encodes 114 amino acids. The record is from RefSeq and is a predicted model, not a curated record. The transcript is spliced from 2 exons.
UGUGAUCCAAAUAAUAGGAGAUGGCCAGAUGCAGAAGUGCAAGCUCUGAUAAUGCUUCGAAGCACUUUGGAAGACAAAUUUCACGUCUCGGGCUCAAAGUGCUCCAUAUGGGAUGAGAUAUCCGUCGGGAUGUACAAUAUGGGUUACUGCCGAAGUGCAAAGAAGUGUAAAGAGAAAUGGGAAAAUAUCAAUAAAUACUUCAGAAAGUCGAUGGUAAGCAGCAAGAAGCAUAAAGAAAACAGAAAUAGAUGCGCAUAUUUUAAUGAUUUGCAUGUGCUGUACAAGAAUGGAUUCACUAGUCAAGUGAACCAUUUGAACUGUACCAAAGUUGAAAACGCGGACAAUGGUGAAAGCUUGAAAGGGAUCUUGAAAGCAGAAAAUGUUGAGGCAAACUAGGACUGGUUUUUAAAAAGG